UCUGAAACGUGUGACCUGUCUCUGGCCUUGUGCAGCGCCGCAGGUAGCAGGACCGUAUGCAGGCGGUGGUAGGAUUAGAUAACUAAGUAGCAAUAGUGCACAAACCUGACAGGUCUGCAAGUGAAGAAGGAAUUGAUAAAGAGCGGAGUUGCCACAAUGCUUAAAUGUAGAACCGUGUGGAGAAAGCUUGCUCCUCUUGCCAGAGCCUCGUCAACACUUUGUCGGCAAAAUGUAAAGAGAACAGGUUUGCACAAUGCCAGACUACCUGCACAUGUACCUACGGCUCAUAUGGCGACAGGGCCUGCAAGGGGCGGUGGGGAAAACCAGCUGUAUGUCCUUUUAGUUGGGGCAACCUGCCUUGGUGGAGCAAUAUACACAUACAGAACUGUUAAAGGAGACCAGCAUCGAUAUGAGGAGCGAAUUGCAGAAAUUGAAUCUCGACCACAUCGAAGCACCAAAGAAGCAACCACUACCGUCCAGAUGGAAGCUCCUGACGUUCCUGAAUCAGAAGCUCAAGCCACACCUUCGCCAGAAGAGUCGAGCCCUCCUGCGCCUGAUGCUGAGACAGCAGCCCCAAGUGAGACGACUGAACCUCCACAAGAGCCCUCCCCGCUGUCCGAGCCAGGCCCAGGCGAACAAACCGACCCGUCCCCGGCGACUGAACCCGCAGCAGCUGGAAGCCCUGCAGCAGAGCCGUCUGAGCCGCAGGCUGAUGUGACAGAAAGUGCUGCAGGACUCGACACUGCACAGCCCUCACUGACUCUGCCGUCACACGCCCCCUACCUCCUCAUUGGCGGAGGCACUGCCUCCUUUGCUGCUGCCCGCUCUAUUCGAGCCAGAGACCCCGGCGCCCGCGUUCUGAUUGUGACGGACGAGCCGGACCUCCCGUACAUGAGACCGCCUCUGUCCAAAGAGCUGUGGUUCUCCGAUGACCCCGCUGUGACAGAUACACUACGUUUCAAGCAGUGGAAUGGAAAAGAACGAAGUAUCUACUUCCAACCACCAUCGUUUUACAUUACUCCGGAGGAACUGAGUAAUGCAGAAAACGGAGGCGUGGCUGUUCUCACAGGCAAAAAGGUUGUUCACAUGGAUGUGAGGGGAAACAAAGUAAAACUAGACGACGACACAGAAAUUUCAUACGACAAAUGCUUGAUUGCUACAGGUGGUGUUCCAAGAAAUUUGCAAGUCAUCGACCGAGCAGGAGAGGACGUGAAGCAGAGGACAACUUUGUUCCGUAAGAUUGAUGACUUCCGAUCCUUAGAUAAAAUCUCCAGGACCAUCAAGUCCAUCACAAUCAUCGGAGGCGGCUUCUUAGGCAGCGAGCUGGCCUGUGCCCUUGGCAGGAGAUCUCACGAUUCCGGUCUGGAGGUCAUACAGAUGUUCCCCGAGAAGGGCAACAUGGGCAAAGUUCUGCCCGAGUAUCUCAGCAACUGGACGACCGAAAAAGUCAAAACAGAGGGUGUAAAAAUCAUCUCAGAAGCUCUCGUCAAGUCCGUGACAUGUAAUGAGGAUCAGUUAGAAAUAAAACUAAAGGAUGGUCGAUUGGUAAAAACUGACCACGUCGUUGCAGCUGUUGGGCUGGAGCCCAAUGUUGACCUUGCCAAGUCUGCAGGUCUGGAGGUGGACUCAGACUUUGGCGGUUAUCGUGUCAAUGCAGAGCUGCAAGCUCGGUCCAACAUUUGGGUGGCGGGAGACGCCGCCUGCUUCUACGACAUAAGGCUGGGCCGCAGACGGGUGGAGCACCACGACCAUGCUGUUGUCAGUGGCCGACUGGCCGGGGAGAACAUGACGGGAGCCAACAAGCCUUACUGGCAUCAGUCUAUGUUCUGGAGUGACCUGGGUCCUGACGUCGGAUACGAGGCCAUCGGGAUUGUGGACAGCAGUUUGCCCACUGUGGGGGUCUUUGCCAAAGCCACAGCCAAGGAUACACCAAAAGCUGCCACCGAGAAGUCAGGAACUGGCAUCCGCUCAGAGAGUGAAACGGAGGCCGUGGCAUCGAGUGCCGUGGCCUCCCCUACACCUGCUCCCGCCGUGAUGCACAAAGACGACUACGGCAAAGGAGUCAUCUUCUACCUGCGAGACAAAGUGGUGGUGGGCAUCAUCCUGUGGAACGUUUUCAAUCGGAUGCCCAUCGCGAGAAAGAUUAUCAAGGAUGGAGAGGAACAUGCAGACCUAAAUGAAGUUGCCAAGCUGUUUAACAUCCACGAGGAUUAGGACUUUGGAGACCAUUGGCAAUGGAGUGAAACAUUUUGUGAACUUUGUCCUUUACAAUAGCUGAACGUUUCUGGAAAUUGUAUCAUUUCACCAAAUUAUUUUCAUACUACAGUUGAAAUUUCAAAGUAUUGACCAGAAUUCCUUACUCCCGUGCAAUUUGUCCCCGCCCUAAAAAAAAAGAAAGCACUGUUUCGCCUUGGUACAAACAUUUCUCUCUCAAACUCCUGGUCACAGUGUCAUGGUCACACAACAUGGCGUCGCAGCAGCUUGUUGAGAGAAAGCCUGAAAUAAAAUCUAUUUUUAAA
Hippocampus comes (tiger tail seahorse) is the source of this 2519-nucleotide messenger RNA. It is a transcript of the gene aifm1, whose product is annotated as apoptosis inducing factor mitochondrion associated 1. Gene Ontology annotation, molecular function: FAD binding; NAD(P)H oxidase H2O2-forming activity; protein dimerization activity. Bases 157 to 2214 code for a protein of 685 amino acids. Gene Ontology annotation, cellular component: mitochondrion; cytoplasm. NCBI's taxonomy places the organism in Eukaryota, Metazoa, Chordata, Actinopteri, Syngnathiformes, Syngnathidae. The record is from RefSeq and is a predicted model, not a curated record. The transcript has 19 exons. Gene Ontology annotation, biological process: mitochondrial respiratory chain complex assembly; apoptotic process.